ACACAUGCACGCACACACAAACACACACAUUUUCUUACUUAAAAAAGAGAAAGUGAACGAAGAAGGAAAAAAUAGCUUUUCAGAUGAUGUGUGACUGCACUCACAAGAAGAAAUAAGCAAACUCAAAACUGUAAUCUGAAAAAUAGACUUGGAGUAAAGAGGAAAAAGUAGGGGGGGGGGGUGUAAUGAGGGACAGGGGGAGGAAAGACGCUUCAGUAAUGGGAAUUUGUUCUAAUAAAUAAACUACCUCCAAAAUAAAUCAUGACGUAUUCAGUAGUGCGAUUAUUGUCAACAAAAGAACAAAGUACCAAGUUGAUAUCUUGCCAAAAAUUGAAGAAAUACGCUAACUUUCCUGAAGGAGGAGUGCCUUUAAAGAAUAAAUCUGUGGCACGCGCCCCGAUCUAAUAACAAGAAACUUCCUCACCCUGAAGACUGGCAUUUCAGUGUUCACAGCGGGGCGAGAGUGCGUGAGCGAGUGGCACGCAGCCAGCCCAUGGGUGCGCGUGAAUGGCGCGCUGAUGAACGUGGGGGCUGCACUGGUGGAAAACUAGCCAUGCGGUAGUUUGCGAAACUGGCCGUUGAUUAUGGAGUAACUGUGCUUUGGAAUUACAAGACUUAUCCGCCCAGCUGGUCCUUCAUCUUCACCCUCAAAUUAUGUCAUCGCGCUGGUUACGGAUGCUGCUUUCCAAACUCUUCCAAUCUGUUAAUGGUGAAAGGAAACGUCCUGAGAAAUGUUGUGUUGGUGGUCUAACGACCUGUGUACCAGGACGUAAUUUCUGAAUUCGAGUGGCCAUACACAUGCACUCACUAUGAAGUUCCAAACAUGUCUAACUCCUCCAAACCGCCGCCUCUCAAGCACUCUCUCAACCCUCACUCAAAGCCUACUCCCCGCGCUGUCUCUCCUGACAUUCCUCGCCGUCCCAGUCCUCUUCCCGCGCCACGCAUCGUCCCAGAGGACCUUCCAGAUGGGGGUCCUGGUUCCGCUGAGUGGGCAAAAAAGCAUGGGCGUGGAGGUGGUCGCUGCAGCCUACCUUGCCCUGGAUAAGGUGAACGACGACGAUCAGCUGAUACAUCUCAGACGGCUGGGCUACAACUUCAGCGUCACUGUGAGAGAUACUGGCUGCGACACGGGCAAGGGUCUCCAGCAGGUGGUAGAUAUGGUCACUGACCUCUCGCAUACUGGCAAGAAGGUGGAUGCUUUUAUAGGACCUUCAUGUGACAACGUGUGUGAGGCGGCAGGUUUGCUGGCGGGUAGAUGGGGUAUCCCUAUGAUCAGCUUCGGUUGUGAGGAAAGCAAGCUCUCGGACAGAAAGAUAUACCCGACCUUUUUACGGACGACAAGCCAGUUCGCUUCCAUGGCACGUUUUAUGGAGAACAUUCUGUUGCACUACAAGUGGAGCCGCGUCAUGAUGGUCACUACCUCGUCCCAGGUCUGGCUGGAGACAGAGGCUGAGUUGCUGCAUGAGUUCAACUCGGGGAGCUUCAAGGCCUUUCAAUGGGACAUCAACGAGGAAGAGUGGCCGGGGAUCACAGACAUCUUGCGGGAGAAGACCAAGAUCAGCCACGGUACUUUUCAUUGGCACGCUGUUCUACUGUUUUAAGUCCAAAUUUGCAAGAGAGAGAGAGAGAGAGAGAGAG
This is a messenger RNA of Aplysia californica (California sea hare), 1638 nucleotides long. RefSeq names its product guanylate cyclase 2D-like. The record is from RefSeq and is a predicted model, not a curated record. Gene Ontology annotation, cellular component: membrane. Gene Ontology annotation, biological process: G protein-coupled receptor signaling pathway. Gene Ontology annotation, molecular function: G protein-coupled receptor activity. The coding region runs from base 810 to 1601 and encodes 263 amino acids. The transcript has 5 exons. NCBI's taxonomy places the organism in Eukaryota, Metazoa, Mollusca, Gastropoda, Aplysiida, Aplysiidae.